Molecule: messenger RNA, 608 nt
Organism: Cydia fagiglandana
Lineage: Eukaryota; Metazoa; Arthropoda; Insecta; Lepidoptera; Tortricidae
Product: lysozyme-like
Exons: 5
Coding region: 9-578 (189 amino acids)
Molecular function (GO): lysozyme activity
Source: RefSeq, a predicted model, not a curated record
UUACUAUCAUGUCAGUCGGCCGCCAGCCAACAAAGAUGGCGGCGCGAUGCGUGCUAGCGCUGUGUUUUGUUUUGCUAGUCGUUGACGCUAAGGUGUUCACGAGGUGUCAACUCACGAGGGAGCUGCUGAAAAUUAAUUUUCAGAGGACGUUUCUUAGUAAUUGGGUAUGCCUGAUAGAGCAAGAGAGCGAUAGAAACACCGCUGCUUUAGUCACUAAGUCUGCACGAAGAAAGUAUUACGGAUUGUUCCAGAUUGGCAGCGAGUGGUGCAAGGAAGGAAAGAAAGGUGGCAAAUGCGACAUCACUUGCGAAGCGUUACUGGACGAUGACAUUAAAGACGACAGCGCCUGCGCGUUGAAAGUGUUCGAGCAGGAAGGAUUCAAGUACUGGUCUAAAUGGGAGGCUCGGUGCAAAGGACACGUACUACCCGAUAUUGAGAAGUGUCCGGACUGGAAAUACCCUCCAUCCAGAUCAUCAGUAUCACCAGGCAGAGACAAGCGAAGAGUCAGGCGAUCCAAGCGAUCAAAGAACGGCUUGAGAAGACUCCUGCGCAUUCCGAACACCGGUGCACAUUUGUAAAUACUGUUAAUAAAGUACCUGAGGCUUAAA